Messenger RNA from Salvia hispanica, 459 nucleotides. RefSeq lists its product as uncharacterized. The record is from RefSeq and is a predicted model, not a curated record. Lineage: Eukaryota; Viridiplantae; Streptophyta; Magnoliopsida; Lamiales; Lamiaceae.
AUGACACCGUUCGAAGCAUUGUAUGGGUAUUCUCUCUCGUUGCAUGUUCCCAACUUACCGGAGGAUUCCAAGGACUAUAGGCAAUCGUUGAUUCGCGGGAAGCACCACAAAUUUGAGCCCAAAUUCUUCAAGCUGUAUCAGAUCAUGGGCAAGAUUGGUGUGGUGGCUUAUAUGCUCAAUCUACUUCGGUCUUCAACCAUACACAACGUGUUUCACGUUUCCCUCUUGAAGUCUGCACCCCGGCCUGAUUGCCAUGUACCCGAUUUACCUCCUGUUUCACACAUUACAGAUGAUGUACCUCAAGCUAUCUUGGAGAGAAAAAUGGUGAAGCGACGUAAUGAAGCCGCGACGCAAUGGCUGAUCCAUUGGUCGGGUAGAUCUCCAGUGGACGCAUUAUGGGAGUUUGCCGAUGUGAUCAAGGAAAGGAUCCCUUGGUUCCUUGUGCUCAAGGAACCUUAA